Molecule: messenger RNA, 1708 nt
Organism: Oncorhynchus masou masou (cherry salmon)
Lineage: Eukaryota; Metazoa; Chordata; Actinopteri; Salmoniformes; Salmonidae
Exons: 3
Coding region: 5-1708 (567 amino acids)
Source: RefSeq, a predicted model, not a curated record
UCACAUGACCCUUCCACCAGAACUCUAUGCAGCCAAUGGAUACCUCCCCAGUGUUGCCUACAAUCUGGAGGACAUUAACAGGAUAGAGUAUGAUGAUGAUCCAGAGAUGAUGACUAACCAGCCCAAUAACAGGAACUGUCUGAUUGGCUGCUGUAACACUGAUAAUGAUGAGCCUAGCAGCUUCUUGAGCCAGAGUGAAUAUGAGGGCCACUGGCUGGACAGGCCUCUGAAUUACCUGCCUCUCCACGAGCUUGACAGCGGCCUGGGCUGUACCGACGGCAGCCUCCACCAGGGGGACCUGUCUGACCCAGAGACAGAGGAGGGGGUAGAGGCCCCUAUGUCCUCUCCUCCAGGAAACACCAGCCGGGGAAGCUCUCCCUCCUCUGAGUCCCUCCUUUCGUCAGAGCUCAGUGACUCUGGCUUCCACAGCGUCAGCACAGGGGAGUUCCGCCACUUCCAGAAGAUUAUAGAUGGGAGGAUCCACAACUACCGGAGUCGCGUCGUGCCCCGGGAACAGAGAUCAAAGUCUCGCUGGGACCUGGAGUCCAUCCCUGAGACCCUGACCUGUGACCCCCAGGCUGGCAGAGCCGCAGAUGGAGUUCACACAGCCAUGACCCACCAGUGCACCAUGGGUAGUAGCUCCAUUCAGUUCCGCAAAGCCAGGAGCCCCCAGCUGAACAGGCAUGGCACCGGGUUUGCUCCUGGGGUUGCUGCCUCCAGCUGCCGUACAGAACCCUGCCAGAGGAGAGCAUUGAUGCUGAACCAGCACUCUUCUGAGGACCUUCCCAGCCGCAGCCACACUGUGCAUGACUUAUCAGACAGGAGACGGGCCAGCCACCCAGCCCUGCCCGCUGGGAACACUGCCACAAGGAAAUACAGACACGUAAACCGACAACCGCCCAGCAGCCCAAACCACCUAGCCGUGCCCACUGAGAACUCUGGCACAGGACAAUACAACAGGGGGUUCAACACAGACAUCAGUGAGAAGAGGAGAUGUCCACUGAGUGACCAUGUGGAAGGCACCUGGCAAGGAUGUGUGGAUAACCACAGAAGCAGUAUGGCCAGUGAGGAAUAUAACAGUGAGAAACAGGGUCUUUCCAAGAGUCCCUCAAAGAAACAGCGUGGGAAGGAGCCAGCAGACUGGCGUCAGUUUGCGACACUGGGACAUCCUCACAUUGGUGGGGACUGGCCCCAAGCAGACUGUCCCUGCGGUCCCCUCUAUAGUACGCUGGAUGGGCCCUCUGCCCGCUCCAGGAGGGGUCUCUCUGGGAAUCCCCGGGCGGUGAGGAACCAACUACUGAAGGCUCGGGCCUCCCGGCUGGCUGACGAGCGGAGUGAGGUCACCACGGACGACGAUGCCCGCGGGGAGGCCCUGGCAGGCCGCUACUGGAACAGGACGGAGCGCCGGCGCCACCUGGCGUGGGCCCGGGAGCAGAGGCAGAGGAAGCUGAACCGUGGGGCCGAGGGGGCAGGGGAGAAUGGGGCUGGAGGUACAGGGGUUGCUGGGGGCCUUGGGGGUGCAGGGGGUCCUGGAGGAGGCUGCAGCACAGUGCUGGAGCUCAGCCACAGGAAGCAGAGCCGUCUGAGGAACCAUAAACUGCUGGAUGACUGGACCACAGUGGAGGAGCUGCUGACCCAUGGGACAAGGGUGGGGCAGGGGGACAACAUUCUCGGUCACAGCCCUCUAUUGUCUGUCACUACUGUAUAA